This is a messenger RNA of Sphaeramia orbicularis (orbiculate cardinalfish), 3087 nucleotides long. RefSeq names its product centrosomal protein 55 like (gene cep55l). The record is from RefSeq and is a predicted model, not a curated record. Bases 111 to 1613 code for a protein of 500 amino acids. Gene Ontology annotation, cellular component: midbody. Gene Ontology annotation, biological process: establishment of protein localization; mitotic cytokinesis; regulation of phosphatidylinositol 3-kinase/protein kinase B signal transduction. Lineage: Eukaryota; Metazoa; Chordata; Actinopteri; Kurtiformes; Apogonidae. The transcript has 12 exons.
CGAAAGCGUCUGUGUGGACAAACGGUUUGGCUGUCACAAACAGGGGAUUUUACAGGAUAUCUUCACUUUCUGUACGCUGGGUAAUCCAGGUUAUUACAUCAACACCAGCCAUGUCCAAAGGUGCCAAAGAGACCAUUGUUACCAAGCUGGGUUUCAAGUCCAGUAGCUCAACCUCCAAGGCUGAGGCAGAGCUGGAGAAAUUCAAGAAAGAGAACACUCACCUCAGGAGGAAGAUUGAUGAACUGGCCAAACGACACAUCAGACCACCUGACUCAGACAAAAGCAAGCUGCUAGAGAGGAUUCUUUCCUUGGAGACGUUGCGAGAAAGAAAUAAUCAGCAGUUGCUGGUCAAAGAGCAAGAACUGGAAACUCUGAGACAGCAGCUGUCAGCUAGAGGAGGAGAGGUGGUAGCUUCACUGCAGGCCCAGCUGGAGCAGCGGAAGAAGGAUGCAGAACAGAGAGACAUGUUGUUCCAGAACCUGUCACAGGAGACUGAGAACCUAAAAAACAAGCUGGCCACUGUGUCGGAGCGCUGCCAGUCCCUAGAAACACAGGUAGUGCAGAACGGGCAAGCACCACCUGCAGAUGUGGCAUUGGUACAGGAGCAACUGAGAGAUGCUCUUGAGAAGAACCAGCAGUGGUUGGUGUAUGACCAGCAACGGGAGGCCUAUGUCCAGUCAGUGGUCACCCGUUCCCUGGAGCUGGAGCAGCAGCUGGCCCAGGCAAAGCAGCAGCAAACCAAACAAGAGGCCAGCCCCGAUGGUCCAGUGAAAGAUGAUCAGCUGAAGGGCCACUUGGAACAAAUGCUGACGGGGGUGCAGAAGGACUUGGAGGAGCAAAAAGAUAAGGUCACCAGAACUCAGCAGGAGCUCAGUAUUCAGAAGGAACGGACCUUGAAAGCGCAAGCUGAAGUGCAGUCUCAAAGAGAGCAGGUCACCAGACUUCAGGAGGAUAUGUCAGCGCUGCAGAGCAGGUAUGAGAAAAAGUGUGGUGAGCUGUCAUCGCUGCAGAGGAAGUGCCAAGAGAAAAGCAACGAACUGGAGGAGGCCAAGGUGCAGCUUCACGCAGAGCGACUCAACAACAGACAUACCGUGAGCGAGGAAAGGAAGGUUUCCUCUGAGCUGACGGACAGGAUGAGGAUGGAACUGGAGAGCAUGGACAUCCGACUUGAGGAGGAAAGGAAGAGAUCUGCUGAGCUUCUGCUGCAGGUAAAUAUGCUGCAGAAAUCUCUUCUGAGCCAAAAUGAAGAACAGAGGAGAAUCGCAGCACUGGAGCAACAGAUCCAACUCUCCGCCAAGGACUUUGAGAAUGAGAGGAUUGAUCGUCAGGGUAUGCAGCAUCAGUUGCACAAGGUGCUGAAGGAGCUGCGCAAGGCCCGUGAUCAGAUUACCAAACUGGAGUCAGCCAAACAGCCAAAUGCCCGUUUCUCUGAGCCCAGCUCCUACACCAACUUUGAGCGUCUUGCUAUCGAUGACCCUCCUGGGCCUCCAUCUCCCUCUAAAGUCACCAACCUGCUGGAUGAGAGCUUCUUGGAGUGUCCAAAGUGCCGGGCCCCUUACCCCACCAGCCGCCACAGGGAGCUGCUGGCACAUAUUGAUUACUGCUUGGCCUGAGCUGCCACAGUGUCCACCUGAGUGUCAGGACUCACACAAAGGAGGCAACAGCGAAACAAAGUAAACUUUUAAGCAGACAUGUUCUUUUCCUUUUUUUUUUCCUUUUUUCUUUUGUUUUUUUUUUUUUCUCCAGGCCUCUAGAACACAUUUGAAAAUUUAUAAAGGAAAGAAACGCACAUUUAGCCAAUGACAAUGUGGAAUCAAGUGGAAAUUGCUUUGUUUUGAUGAAACCAAAAUGAGUGGGAAUCACUGGGCUCGUUCCGGAAAUCCAUUUGGAAAAAAAAAAAAAAAAAAAACACCCCGGAGGCUAUGAUUAAGACGUCGUAGAUUAUUAGAUGGAUUGAGAGUUUAAGAGGAGAAUUUGACUCCACAAACAGCACUCUUCAGAGCAACACAGGUUUUUAACUUUUGUAACUGGGCUAUGUUGCCAAACAACUCAUUUAUUUUUUUUCCCCUCUUUCUCUCUCUCUCCCUCUCUCCCUCUAAAAGUAACAGAGUUUUUAAAGCCGUCCUACUUAUGCAUAUGCCAUAUUUUCUGGCUGGUAUGUACUCCAUUUUAUUUUAAUCCCUAAAAUCCCAUCAGUACAGUUUUCUCUCUGGAUGAAGCUCUUAGUGAAUUCUGCCUGUUUUUUAUUUUUAUUUUUUUAUUUUUGUGUGUAUUUGAUAAAAGUAUUUAUUCUUGGGUUGUUCUAAGUACUGCUGUCAUUUAAGAUAAUGCUUUUUUUUUCCAGCAGCAAUUUCUGUAUGAAUUUUCUGCAUUGGUGAAGGGUCAGUAUAAUAGUAUCCACAUUAUUGUAUUUUGUAAUAAUGUUUACAUGGUUUUUUAAUAUGUUCCUCAGAUCAGUCAUCUUCACUCCAUAUAUAACAUUUUCCUCAUCAUGUGUAAUAUUAUCGACUCCUGAAAAAGGGAAAUAAGCAUCAAUUGUCCGGUGUUGAGUAUUGAGGUGAGGUGGUAUCUUUUGCAGAAUGUGGCACUGUUUCUCAGUAUAGUCCAGUGUUACAAUGACCAAGAUCUCUCCUUAAACUUAACCGGUCCUUAAACAAACUGCACCGGGGGAACUUGGUCACAUGGUGCCGGUUUGUGCAUGCUUCUCCUCCUUUGCCAGUGCCACCUUGACUUCUCAAGCUUGCAGCCAUGUAAAGCUGGAAUGAGAUUGCAUGAGUUAAUUCCUUGUACUAAACUAUUAAGGUUCAGGAUUAGUAGAGGUUAGAGGGAGGGGAAGGAGGUUAAGGUGUCUUUAUUCCUGCAACCUUGGCAAUGUGACCAGAUAGGCUUAAGGCAGUCUAUGCUACAUGUCUAUAAAAGAUACAGCCACCUUUAGGUUGUUGGUGUUUUUGUUUUGAUCAGUAUCACAUCGAACAGUUUUUAUUCAGUUUACUUGUUUUUUUUUAAAUUGUCCUUUUUAUUCUGAUCAUGUGCUUAUAUACUGUACUGUACAAAAAUGUGCAAUAAAGAUAUAAAUGUCCCUCCAAA